Messenger RNA from Strongylocentrotus purpuratus (purple sea urchin), 2098 nucleotides. RefSeq lists its product as uncharacterized. NCBI's taxonomy places the organism in Eukaryota, Metazoa, Echinodermata, Echinoidea, Camarodonta, Strongylocentrotidae. The record is from RefSeq and is a predicted model, not a curated record. The transcript has 2 exons. Bases 65 to 1510 code for a protein of 481 amino acids.
CAAUCCAAAACUCGCUCUGAAAACAUUCAAGGCACACUACGAUUCUUCUCUCCAAUUAUCUAACAUGGAUCUAUAUUCUAGGGAAACCGACCAGUUGGUCGACUAUGGAACAUUUGUUGCCGAUCACUCUACUUUCAAGCAACAAAAGCAAAGAAAUGGAGACGAGGAUAAUGACGAUGGAAAUGAUGAUCUGCCAAUUGCUGUAUUUCUAGCACUCGUUGUAGGCGGAAUGUGGAAACCCUCCUCCCAUCCCGAGUUAACAUCGUUAGAAGAUGACCUCGGACGACAGAAACACAACGAGGACGUCAACAGAGAAAGACUUGAGUUACCCGACAUCACGGAAACGAUCACGACGAAAAUGCAGACGGACGUGGAAGACGCAAGCGACAUCGAUUUCAUGGCGUUAAAGUUUGAACCUUCUGGGAAAAAGAAAACUUCUAAACGGGGCUGGUGGAAUGUUCUCCUCGAAUCAGCUUCUCUUCUCUACCUUUCUACCCUGACCAUGCUUCUCGUGGUUGAUGGUGGCACGUAUUUAUACAACUUCUGGGGUGUCUCCAGUGGAAUGCUCUACAUGAUCUCCUACGUCACUUUUACUCUUCCAAUUCUCUUCGGUCCAUUAUAUGCCUUGGUGAUUCGUCUCUCAGCGCUCCUACCAGGUCUUGAUGGAAUGCACAGCUGUCCUCUUGACAUGGCAUAUGUGCUACGGAGAGUCCGUGUCCUACGCUCUCCCAGGAAUCGCCAUCGCUUGAAGCCGUUGUUCAUGUUGAUGUUCAUCAUUUGGCCGUUGGCUCAGGCCAUCUUAAGAGCAAUAUCAGGGAUGGUCAUCCAUCAUAAAUGCCAUCUUGAUUACUUUCUCUUCAGCGACAUUUCCUCGGCAUGGGGACUGGUAGCAUACGGUCUCUUCUGGUAUCUAAUCUACAUCGAGCGCGCGUCGCUUCAUCACGACCUCAAUCGCGUGGUGAACAAUGUACAACGCGCGUCAUUGACAGGAGAUGUUGACGCAGCGCGUUGUGAGAUACGACGCGUACACCGUGACUACCUCAUUCUACGAGAGCUGAUGGGUGUCUUGAUGGCUAUUACCAUGAUAACGACCUCUUGGGGUCUCCUGACGACACUCUCCUGGGACUACGGUAUCUCCGGACAGACCCUCCAAGAUACCUCUGACAGGCAGGCCAAGCUGUUUCUAGACAUAACCAUCUGGUCAGAGAAGAUUAUGUUCAUUGUAUACCCUUGCAUAUCUCUCGGUGGCAUCAAUCUUGAAUACCUAUGGCAGAGGUUCUCCCACGCCCUUGAAAGGAUUCAGUCCUUCCAACACCGCCCUUUCUGGGUGGCUGUUCAGCUACAUACAGCAAACAUCGAUCAUAUUGGAAGUCCAGAGCUCAAAUGGACACUUGUCUUUGCUUUGAUUGGACCCUAUCUGACUCUUCAGUCUUCAUGGUCUAGGAUGAAUGUCGAUCAGAAAGUCGAUUUCUGGAAUGGUCCUUUUCCGAGCAAUUGUUCAGAGAGUUAGACCUUCUCUCUUUCUCUCUGUCUCUGUCCGUUUCUCUUCCUCAUUCUCCACCAGUAUAUGACCUCUUCUGUAUAUUACAACACGUCGUUCAUUAGGAACGCUCAGGAGGCACUAUCGUCCUCAUGAAAUCUUCGAAUAAUUAUAGAAGUGCUUCAAACAACGUUGGUAACGGAUUUGACUAUGUAUACAAUGUGAUACAUAUAACCAAGGAGAACUGUACAUUCUAAGCAAUUUUGUAUAUAGUGAUUAAUUGAUCAUCUCGAUAGCCAAGGUAGAACCUGGUGUUUAUCAAACAUUUUGUAAAUUUUAAAAAUAUCUUAUAGGUGAUUUUUAAUGUUUACAGAAAACAUUGAAUUGAAACGAAUCAGUGACUCACCAAUAUGUUGUUAAAGUGCAUGUACUCAAUUUAGUUCAAUGUAAAUCUAGAAUCAUGUGAAACUUGUUACCUUUUGAAAGUAUUGAAUUUAUAUCUUUCUUCGUCAUGUUAAAGUGAUAGUUGUGUUACCUAGUUGAGAAUAGAAUACUUGUGUACCACCACAAAUAUUAGAUAUUUUGAAAAAUUUGAAAAAAACGUUGAAAAAACUAAAU